AUGCCAAAGAAGUCGAAGCCGAGUCUGUUGCAGAAGCCAUGUCGAAUGCCACCAAAUGUGAUACAAAUAACGAGGCGUUUGUUCGUGCAGCUUCUGCUGGCUUUUGGACUCUGCGCCAGCGAUGACUACGACAAUACAUACAUUGACAGGCUUACUUUCAGCAGUGAUUCUGAAGCCGCUCCGUGUGGCUGGGGACGCGAGCGGCGCGGCGCAGCCCAAUGCGACGAGCGAGCAACCGGGCCGCCGCCCGCAGAUUUUUCCAGGGCGAGCAAGCAGGCCAAAUGCCAGGCUUGCCCCACGUGCCCCGGCUGCCUCAAGUGCCUGUCGUGCCCCCCGUGCCAGGCGACCGCGCCCGCCGGCUACAAGCGGCACGGCGACCUCGGCUACUACAAGUUGCACCACCACGACAAGCCCUGGAAUGACGCCAAGAACACCUGCGAGCGCGAAGGCGGCUACCUCGUCGUCAUCAACUCCAAGAAUCCAUUUAGAAAACGCUUCUUCGGUGACAUUGGUAUACGAAAAAUUCAAGGAAAUGAGAAGCCCUCUGUUUUUAACAGGGAACAGCUGGGAUACAGAGCCGUACAGCCUUCGUACUUGCCAGAACAUUCCCUGGCAUUUGCUUCUACUACUGCAGGGGACACCAAAUCUUUUUCUCAGGACGAAGCUAAGGUACUGAACAGUAUAAUGAACAAGUUCGGUUACCGCACUAUCCACGCAGGGUUCUAUGACCCAAUCAAGAACAGGAGAUUUGUGACAGUAUUAGACAAUUAUCAAUGGUACCUGGAAUGGGCGCCGUCCCAGCCCGGCAGCAACCGCAACAGGAACUGCGGCACCUACACCACGCGAGGGCUCAGCACCAUCUAUUGCACGAGCUCGAGGCCGUUCGUGUGUGAGCUCUACGCCUAAGCGCUUGACCGCAGACGGUGCUCCUCCACCACCCCGGAAAGACACGAUUUGGAACACUUUGUAAGAGCUUAGUUACGGAAAUAAAAGCAUG
This is a messenger RNA of Gryllus bimaculatus (two-spotted cricket), 997 nucleotides long. Lineage: Eukaryota; Metazoa; Arthropoda; Insecta; Orthoptera; Gryllidae. The record is from the annotation of a GenBank genome assembly.